UCUGUGUUUCUCGGGGCUGGGAACUGAAGCCUGUGCGUUUGCUGGCAGAGCGCUAAUUCAAACGAGCGCUGUGUUUUUAUUCUUGUAUGGAGUCGUACGUAAACUCAUAGAAAAAAGGAUCAAAUCCUCACGCUUUAGUUCCAGCGCGUGCGCGCUCCCGUAAUAUUCCCCAGUAAGUAAAGCACAGGUUUUUUUUCUUUCUUUCGCGGCGAAAGGAGAUACAAGUCGGGGUACAUCUGAUCGAAAAGACUCCAAGAAAGAGAAAACCACUGCACCGGUUUGUUUGGGAUUUCAUAUUCCAUUUGGGAACAAUCUCCUUUCCAGCACACUGGUCUUAUUGGAGACGUAUCAUCAGAUUGCUUCACGUUAAACUUUUGCAAGGUUUUAAUUUAAAGGAAAGGCGAAUUUUUUUUUUUUUUUUUUUUUUUUUUUUUUUUGGAAUCGAUACAGAUAAUACAAGGAAAAAAUGCCGGACCAGAUUACAGUGUCGGAAUUCGUGUCCGAAACGAAUGAAGAUUACAAAGCACCCACCGCCUCUAACUUCACCACUAGAAUGUCUCAAUGCAGGAAUACUGUGACCGCUCUGGAGGAGGCGCUAGAUGUUGACAGAGGUGUCCUAUACAAAAUGAAGAAGUCCGUCAAAGCAAUUUACACGUCUGGCAUGGCACAUGUGGAGAAUGAAGAGCAGUACACCCAGGCGCUGGAGAAGUUUGGAGAUAACUGUGUCUUCAGAGAUGACCCAGAUUUAGGAUCAGCAUUCCUCAAGUUCUCUGUGUUUACUAAAGAGUUGACUGCACUUUUCAAAAACUUGUUUCAAAACAUGAACAAUAUCAUCACUUUCCCACUUGACAGUCUGCUAAAGGGAGACCUGAAAGGAGUUAAAGGGGAUCUGAAAAAGCCUUUCGACAAGGCCUGGAAAGACUAUGAAACUAAAGUCUGCAAAGGACAUUCUAUACUGAGAGGUACAAAAAUAGAGAAAGAGAAAAAAGAGCAUGCGAAACAGCACGGGAUGAUCCGGACAGAAAUCAGUGGGGCGGAAAUAGCAGAAGAAAUGGAAAAAGAAAGGCGGUUCUUUCAGUUACAGAUGUGCGAGUAUCUUCUCAAAGUCAAUGAGAUCAAGGUGAAGAAAGGAGUCGAUUUGCUUCAGAAUCUCAUCAAAUACUUCCACGCCCAGUGCAAUUUCUUUCAGGAUGGAUUAAAAGCUGUAGAAAGUCUUAAACCUUCAAUCGAGAAACUUGCAACAGAUUUGCACACGAUCAAACAAGUACAGGAUGAAGAGAGGAAACAGCUCACUCAGCUGAGAGACGUGUUGAAAUCAGCGCUGCAGGGGGAGCAGAAAGAGGAUUCUCAAGUACGUCAGAGUGCAGCCUAUAGUUUACACCAGCCUCAGGGAAACAAAGAGCACGGUACUGAGAGAAGUGGAAACCUCUACAAAAAAAGUGAUGGCAUACGCAAAGUAUGGCAGAAAAGAAAGUGCAGCGUUAAAAAUGGGUAUCUCACCAUAUCUCACGGGACGCCAUAUCGGGCAUUUCCCAUAACAGCCAGAUACUUUGCUGAAGGCGACAGCAGAGAUCGCUUUUCAGCAGGCAAUUCAGUUUGUGUUAACAAGCUUGCUAACAGACCACCAGCAAAGCUCAAUCUAUUAACUUGCCAAGUGAAACGCAACCCGGACGAGAAAAAAAGCUUUGAUCUCAUAUCACAUGACAGAACGUACCACUUCCAAGCAGAAGAUGAACCAGAAUGUCAAAUAUGGAUGUCCGUGUUACAGAACAGUAAGGAGGAGGCGCUGAACAAUGCUUUCAAGGGCGGCGACCACGAUGUGGGAGAAAAUAACAUUGUUCAGGAGCUCACUAAAGCCAUCCUGGCAGAGGUGACAAGGAUGACGGGGAAUGACGUGUGCUGUGACUGUGGCGCCACAGAUCCUACAUGGCUUUCUACAAAUCUGGGGAUUCUAACCUGUAUCGAAUGUUCUGGAAUCCACCGAGAGCUGGGUGUCCACUAUUCCAGAAUACAGUCUCUUACACUGGACAAGUUAGGAACAUCUGAACUCUUGCUGGCCAAGAACAUAGGGAACGCUGGAUUUAAUGAGGUAAUGGAAGCUUGUCUGGCAGCUGAGGAGGUGAUCAAACCCAAUCCCGCCAGCGACAUGAAUGCACGAAAGGACUAUAUCACAGCUAAGUACAUAGAAAGGAAAUUUUCCCGUAAGAAGUGUGUUGACAACGCAGCUAAGCUCCACAGUCUUUGUGAAGCAGUAAAAGCCAAAGAUAUUUUUUCUUUGGUUCAAAUCUACGCAGAAGGCGUGGAUAUGACAGAGCCAGUUCCACUGGCAAAUGGGCAUGAACAUGGAGAAACUGCACUGCAUCUUGCAGUUAGACUGGUGGACCGGACUUCUCUGCAUAUUGUUGACUUUUUAGCCCAAAACAGUGGAAAUCUUGAUAAACAGACAGCGAAGGGCAGCACAGCUCUGCACUACUGCUGCCUGACGGACAACAUAGAGUGCCUGAAGCUGUUACUGAGGGGGAAGGCUUCCACUGAAAUAGCCAAUGAAGCUGGGGAAACUGCCCUCGACAUCGCGAAAAGACUGAAACACACUCAGUGUGAGGAGCUGCUCGCUCAGGCAUUAUCUGGGAAAUUCAAUGCCCAUGUCCAUGUGGAAUACGAGUGGAGAUUACACCACGAAGAUCUGGAUGAGAGCGACGAUGACGUGGAUGAAAAGCAGCCCAGUCCCCACCGCAGGGAGGAGAGGCCUGUCAGCUGCUUCCAGCCUGGUACCAGCCAGCUUCAGCCCACCGCAGCCGCUUUGGCCAGGGAUGCAGCCAACCUGGUGAAGGACAAGCAGAGAGGCUACAUCACCAGUCUGGUCAACAACGAGACCUACGGGGCAAUCCUGAGUGCCAGUCCACCUAACCAGACCACCGUCCCUGUGACUACCAACGCCCCCCCGCUGCCUCCGAGGAAUAUCGGCAAAGUUCAACUGUCAGUAAUGGGCCCUGGUGUACAGACCACAAGUUCAAACUCGUGGAAGUCUGGCUCUGGGAGUACAGAGGGUUUGAGCAGACAGAGGUCAUCAUCGGAACCACCAGAUAUUCACCCGCCUGUACCUCCACUGCGAGGAACGUCAACAGCAAAUCCUCCGCCCGUGGCUCCACCGCCCCCUGUGGCUAAAACUGGGAGUGUCAUGGAAGCAGUGAACCUGCAGUCUAAACAGACAGGCCCGCCCCCCGUCCCACCGGUCAAGCCUUCCCCUCCGCCACUGCCCCCUCAUCCCCCCGGCAGAGUCCCGCAGCCUCCAGCCAGCACUGAAAAAACAUUCAACAAAGGAGCCGUGGGACACAGAUCUGUACCAAAACCAGUUAAAGAAGCUGCAGCUCCAGCAGCCUCACAGUCAGGGCCCUCUCAGAACUCGGUGGGUCCGAUCCAGCCGCCGGCACCCAUGCCAAGAAAGUCUUUUCAAAAGCAGAAGCCUAAAAGAGUAAAAGCCAUUUAUAACUGUGCAGCUGACAACCCCGAUGAGCUGACGUUCUCCGAGGGCGAGGUGAUCAUAGUGGACGGUGAGGAGGACCACGAGUGGUGGCUCGGGCACAUCGAAGGGGACCCGACGAGAAGAGGAGCUUUUCCUGUCACGUUUGUGCACUUCAUUGCUGACUGAAAAGCCUUUCAGAAGGAAGGCCAAAAAAAAAAAAAUAAUAAUAAUAAUAAUAAAAAACAUAUUUUAGCUUUUGUCACUGUUUUCAUCUGCCUGCGUGAGGUGUACUGCACCAGCGAUUUACAAUAAGAGGCAUCAGUAAACCGAGGUGGGGUCCUUCUGGUCUGUCGCAGUUCAUUUCCAAGCUCCAGAACGUACGUGCGCACUGAUCCAUCGUUCAUCUACAGUGGAAGCACUGAAGUUCUCCAGCCAUUGCUUCAUCAUGACCAGGAAGCACUGUAUGUCUGUAACAACUAGAUACUGAUCCGCCUUGUUGCAAUAAACGCACUUUUUAUUGGGGUUUUCUGUGGUUUUAAAAUGUAAAUCCAAGCAAUGUAAGAUUUUAUUUUCUAAGCGGGGGGUGGGGGAUAAUACUGGAAUAUGUAAAAAGGCAAAAGGAAUGUCCUUUCCCUUUAAUGGAGUAGUAAAGAUGUAUGUAUAUCCUGUUAAAAACAAUGAUCUGUACUGGGAAAAACACUGGAAAUUACAGUAUGUUGCACACCUCUAACUAACGAUGCUACACCAAGAAAACACAAUAUUAAGCCUGUCUGCACAUCCAACGAGUGAAUGCUACUAAUUUGAAUUUUCUGGACCUUAUUUGAGCUGGGUUUAGAGGACUUUUUUAACAGGCACUUUUUUUAAAGCAAUGCUGAUGAAUAGAUUGUCAGAUGAUACAGAGCUGCGUUUCUUACCUGUUCAAAAGCUCUUUUCAAACUAUUGUCUCAUUGACCGCAAAAUGUAAUUGAAUGCCACCGUAGGCAGGUCACAAAACCAAUGCUUUUUUUGCCUUUAAAUUUGAAUUCUCCCUAUGUAGCUUUCACUUCCUGUGGGUAUGCACUUAGUUGCUAGAAGUUCAUAUACACAUUGUUGGAAUUACUGAGAGAAUGCUUGAACUGCAUUUUCCUGAAUUUAGUGAUACAAUACUGAGUAUGAUGGGUUUGCAGGGCACCUCUGUUUUAAGACAUUACAUUUAAAACAUUCCACCAAUUGUUUUUUGUGGGGGCAGCAAUAUAUUCCAGAUUGCAUUUUCAAUGUGAUGCACGCUAUACCGACUGUGCUAAAUAUUUUUAAAUGAAUGUUUGAGCUAUAUAAAGACAUUCACACAACCCCAUGUUAAGGUUAAUCAAAUUCCAGGCUAUAUUUUAUUUAAAAUGUUCCUGAUUGGUGGGCAAAACACUGAAUGCAAUCUAGGCAGAGGACGAUCACAAAUCAGCUUAUGCAAUGUUGAACUUUCUGACUACACAUUUUAUUUUUUUUUAAAUCGCACUGCUUGUGUUAGACAAAAUAAAGCCUUUUUUUAAUGUAAAAGUUGACUACUUAAAAUUCAAUAACAUGAUAUUGACACUUGGCAUAUGGGUAUUCAGUGUUGCUUUGUGAUGCAGACAUAAAUGAGUCUUAAAUUAUGUGGAAGAAAAUUACAGAUUAGUGAUGUACAUUCCAUAAAACUGCAAUGAAAGCAGAAAUACAAUCUGGGUGAAAAGCACAUAUUUAAAGGCCUGUUGUUUCUGGUUUCCCCCUCUCUCAUUUUUUUUAAGACCCAAAGUAGGUUUUCUGGGGUACCACAAUUAAGGGGUAACAAUGAGAUCGAUUAAAACAGCCUACCUAAACAUCCAAAAAUCAAAAACACUGAUCAUAAACUAAUUUCCAUUUCUGUGAAUUCACAUGGAAGAUCUUUAUACGUUUAGGUUUUAGAGGUAGACGAUUUUAAGGGACCAUAAAUUAAAUUCCAAUUCAAACAGGACAGUAUCACCCUCUCCUGAUUUUGCUGUUUUUAAGGCUUUAAAGCAACAAGGGGCAUUUGAAACGCAGCAAAAGUACCUUAAAUAUAUAUUGUUUUAAAAUAAUUAUGUAAUGGAUUUGAUUUGGUAGCAGAGCAAGUGUGUGUGUGUGUGUAUAUAUAUAUAUAUAUAUAUAUAUAUAUAUAUAUAUAGUAUAACCUUAAUUCUAAACAAAAUAUUCCCUUCACUGUACCGACUGCAGUAAACCAAGAUUGAAAAUCGAGCAUGCGUAUCUGUGUAUGUGCCACACUAUUCUCAUUUCUGCUGUUUUGCUGUUUCUCCACUGGAAAUGUAACAAUAAAAGUGUUACUGAAGUAUG
Messenger RNA from Acipenser ruthenus (sterlet), 5782 nucleotides. Its product is annotated as arf-GAP with SH3 domain, ANK repeat and PH domain-containing protein 2. Lineage: Eukaryota; Metazoa; Chordata; Actinopteri; Acipenseriformes; Acipenseridae. The record is from RefSeq and is a predicted model, not a curated record. Gene Ontology annotation, biological process: positive regulation of GTPase activity. Gene Ontology annotation, cellular component: cytoplasm. Gene Ontology annotation, molecular function: protein binding; GTPase activator activity. The transcript is spliced from 30 exons. The coding region runs from base 467 to 3649 and encodes 1060 amino acids.